Molecule: messenger RNA, 477 nt
Organism: Gossypium raimondii (Peruvian cotton)
Lineage: Eukaryota; Viridiplantae; Streptophyta; Magnoliopsida; Malvales; Malvaceae
Exons: 2
Coding region: 36-368 (110 amino acids)
Source: RefSeq, a predicted model, not a curated record
CUGUUUGGGAACAAGGACUGCCGACUGAGCAGAAGAUGAAUCCUUGUCCGAAUAACUCCGGAUUCGGACAAGCCGUGUAUGCUAAUUCAAAUCAAGGUGGUGGUGGAGACGGAGACUACAUGGGGAUGGAGAUCAACAGGCUGAACCAACUUAGCUUGCAUCAGAAAAAUCCUGGGGAUGUUAUGAUGCCUGAUCGGCAAACCAGCGGAGGACAGCUCCCAAAUGUGGGGUUGGACCAAUAUGGAGUGGGAGAGCUGCAAAAUCCAUCCCUCUGUGAACCAAACCCACAGCAGGAUGGAAGCUAUGACUCGGACAUAGAAGAGAUAGAGCAGAUCCUCAACUUCGAUCCUCGCAAUGGCCUCUUGUGAACUCAUGCUUCUUUCAAUUGCAUGCCAGCCCUUUUCUCCUCAAUCCUUUCGUUAAUUUCCUGUUGCAUGUCUGUCUGUUUUUCUUUAUUUCAAUUUUUGUUUUGUUAGG